This is a messenger RNA of Aplysia californica (California sea hare), 1764 nucleotides long. Its product is annotated as carbohydrate sulfotransferase 4. The record is from RefSeq and is a predicted model, not a curated record. NCBI's taxonomy places the organism in Eukaryota, Metazoa, Mollusca, Gastropoda, Aplysiida, Aplysiidae. The coding region runs from base 68 to 652 and encodes 194 amino acids. Gene Ontology annotation, biological process: sulfur compound metabolic process; N-acetylglucosamine metabolic process. The transcript is spliced from 3 exons. Gene Ontology annotation, molecular function: N-acetylglucosamine 6-O-sulfotransferase activity.
CCGUUACACCCACUGUUCCAGGUGCCAGGCUGCGACAGCCGUCCUUCUAAAGGUGGUGAGACUGUCAAUGAAAGAAGCUGACGUGUUGCUAGAGCGGCAUCCUGAUGUAAGAAUCAUCCACCUCAUCAGGGACCCCAGAGGGACCAUGUUAUCUCGUGCACAUUUUACUGACAAAGAGACAGGGGAGAUGCAUAAAAAUUACACAAGUGUUUGCCGUCGGCUCUUAGAUGACAUACAGACGUCAAAAGCAAUUGCACAGAAACAUGCAGGUCGAAUUCUAACAGUCCGUUACGAAGACUUAGCUCAGUUUCCAGUGGCUGUGACACAAAAGUUAUACAGCUUCUCUGAGCUGAAAUACACGCCGGAAGUGGAGAAGUACGUCAAAAAAAUUACUAGCAAGGAACAGCUGAACGACGAGGGCAAACCAUCACGCAAAUCAACGUCUAGGAAAGAUCCUUAUAGGACGGCAUACAACUGGAGAAAGGAGAUGUCCUUUCAGUUGAUCAAGAAGAUAGACCGGGCCUGCGAGGGUGUGUACGAAGCCAUGGGUUACCGCACUUUCUCAGAUGAAGACGAACUCAGAGAUAUGACAGUGUCUGCCAAAAUAGACGACUUUCGAGAUCACAGAAUUCUCCUUCGGCUCCUCUCGUAACAUCUCCAACCCCUCUCCCUCUCCCAUCCCUCCAAAUAAAUAUAAACCGACUGUGAAAGUAAUUUAACUACAUUUAUAUUAUGCAUGUUGUUUCUUUUAUCCAAGGGGUCCUCUCCACUACAGUCGGCCAUCGGGUGAAGGGGAAUUCGUGUACAUAGAAGAAUGGCUACUGUUUGUAAAGUAGGCAUUAGGCAUUGACACAGACUUAUAUCACAGCAAUAAGACUAAUAAGAGGUUCAGCCCCCCCCCCUCCCCCGGUGGGAGAAUGGUGGCGCAUAUGAGCGUUUGUUCUCGGGUAUAAAUUGAUAAAUUGGGGGACAUUUUACUUUGGUAUCCGUCUUUUAGCCUUCUGUCAGCUUCAUUUUUCUUUCGUCUACUCUUGUUGCCUGGCGACGUUCUUAAUCUUCGAAAUUACAUCAGAAUAUUGUGUGCUUGGGCUAAGGUGACAAACUCAAAAUUGAAUUUAAUACGCAGAUCUAGCGGUAAGGCGAAAAUUGAAUAAGGCCAAAGUUGUUUUUUAUCUAAAUUAGUUUUUUCUCAAAAGCUUGUAGGAAAUUAUAUGAACGUGGUCUCCCAUAAAAAACACGUGCUGUUGAAAAUUCGCGCAGAAAAACAACAGGCCUUCUAAAGGAAUAUAGUUUCUGAAGUUUAUGAAUUAUACCGGUGCUAUAGAAACUAUUUUGCUUCAGAUUGUACUCCCAACAGUAAAAGCAAAAUGUUGAGAACUUUUCUGCCAUUAUUGUCAUUAUAUAUUGUUUUGUCAAGAGGGUCUAAGUGCCUAUUCACUUUUUUAUUUAUUGUAGUAUAGUUGUGCCUGAACCCCCCCCCCCCCCCAACCUAAAAAAAAAAGAAGAAAAAAAGAAAAAAAAGAAAAAGAUCAAGUGUCUUUCAAAGUUUUGCAUCAUUUACUCAGCCAAAAGCCUUCUCCUGGUCUAUAAAGACGAUGUUAUGUUCUUUGCUGUGUUCGAUUGUUUUCUUGCAUCCGUGCAUCCUCUUCCCUUUCGGAAUCCAAACUGAGCGUUCCUAUAGAUGUAUAUCUACUUUGAUUCUUCUUGAAUUUUUGUUCAUGUCGAUUGGGAAACAAUAAAAUAUAUUGUAUAUGAAUGAAUAAA